GUGAGAUGCGGCGGAGGAUGAGAUGUGUGGAGGAGCUGCAGAGGAAGUGGGAGGCACAGUUCAUAGUAGCGGCUCAUAACUCAACUGCAGUCGUGCGUUGUAGUGGCAACUGGACUCUGACUGAGCAGCAUCUGAACUCACUCUUGAGUUGUGGUCCGUCCUCUUUGCGUUUUUUUUUCGCUUUUUUUUUUUUUACUUUUGUGCAUGAGCGUUGUUAGCGUCUCCAGCCUGCACUGAGAUCCAAGUUUCUCGGUUUAACUUCUCUGCUGCAAACAGGUUGCAAGAGGAGGAGGGGGAGAUUCCCUGCGCGUCUUCUGCUUCUUUUUUAAAAUCUCGGGUCAAGAUGAUGAUAAUAAUCGCGGAGUUCUUCGUGGUGAUUCUGAAAGUGCUCUGGGCUUUUGUCACCGCCGGGGCUAAGUGGGUUGUGCGGCCUAAGGAGAAGAGCGUGGCGGGACAGGUGUGCGUGAUCACCGGGGCUGGAAGCGGCCUCGGGCGGCUCUUCGCCAAGGAGUUCGCCCGGAGACGAGCAGUACUGGUGUUAUGGGACAUAAACAGCCAAAGCAACGAGGAAACGGCGGAGAUGGUGCGGCAGAUUUACCACGAACUGGACACUCCCAUAGCCAAAGACGGGCCUGUUGGAGGGGUGGAGGAGGUCCCACCUUUUCAGCCGCAGGUCUACACCUACGUGUGUGACGUUGGGAAACGGGAGAGUGUGUAUUCCACAGCUGAGAAGGUGCGCCGUGAGGUGGGAGAAGUGGACAUACUGAUCAACAACGCCGGCGUCGUCUCCGGCCAUCACCUCCUGGAGUGCCCCGAUGAGCUGAUCGAGCGCACCAUGGUGGUCAACUGCCACGCGCACUUCUGGACCACCAAGGCGUUUCUCCCCAAGAUGCUGGAGCUGAAUCAUGGUCACAUUGUGACGGUUGCCAGCUCUCUGGGUUUAUUCAGCACAGCUGGAGUGGAGGAUUACUGCGCCAGUAAGUUUGGUGCCAUUGGGUUCCACGAGUCACUGAGCCAUGAGCUGAAGGCCUCGGAGAAGGAUGGCAUCAACAUGACUCUGGUGUGCCCUUACCUGGUCGACACGGGAAUGUUCAAAGGCUGCAGGAUAAGGAAGGAGAUUGAGCCUUUUCUGCCUCCCUUGAAGCCAGAAUUCUGUGUUAAACAGGCCAUGAGGGCUAUCCUCACUGAUCAGCCCAUGAUCUGUACACCUCGCAUUGUCUAUAUGGUCAACUUCAUGAAAAGCAUCCUGCCGUUUGAGGCCAUUGUGUGCAUGUACCGGUUCCUAGGCGCCGACAAGUGCAUGUACCCCUUCUUAGCUCAAAGAAAGGAGGCCAUGAACAACAAUGAGGCAAAGAAUGGAAUCUAGGGGGCGCUGUUUGCAACACAAACAGGGGGCACAUGAGCGUGCAAGCAUGAGGAAACAACCACUGAGGAUGAAAAUGGGGAAGAAGGAAGGAAGGAAGAAAAGACUGACUCUAGACUGGUGCACUUGCAUUGAGCAAAUGCAAAGGUUUACCAUAUUGUUCCGCUGGAACAAAGAAAGCUGUGUACUACACAAAGGAUUUAUUUGACUUUGUUUUGUCUUUUUUAAAAAAGUUUGUUUAAAGAAACCAACAUCUAUAUACUAUGUCACUAGUUUUGAAAUCAUACAGAAAAGAUAUCCAAUAAUUAACUAUUUACGUAAUGUAGUCACCAGCCUUAUCUAGUGUCAUUGUGGAAAUAUACAGUAUGUUACUGUACAAACAGUAAAAAUCUUUUUUUUUUUCACUUUUUAUUUUAUUUUUGUAGACAUGCACUGUAAUUUCUGAUUUUUCUCUACACUGCCAGCAUUCUCUGUGUAGGAAGGUUCAACACAGCAAGUCAAACUACCCAGCAUCUCCCCACACAGAGGCUCUUUUUCAGUCCGUCAGGAAAUUGGUCUGCAGCGUACACAGCUCUGAAUAUAGCUUGUGCCAUUUAGAUGAAAUACAUUUUUAUUUCUCUAAUUUGUCUUUAUUUUCAAGAUCUGUGGUGUUUAUAUUGUAAAUUUAUCUGUUACCAAUAUUAUUUGUUUAAAAAAAAAUAACCCGACAAAGGCUGUAACUCCAGGCGAACCGCUGUCCCAACACUGAUGUGUGGUUGAGGGAAAUGUAUUAAGACACUAGCUUUCCAUUAUUCUUUCCAAAGUAACACUUUAACUCUCCUGUUCAUUGUCCAUCUUGUACAGUUAAAGUGAAAUGUAAAUGUUUAAAUGUUGUGAAUACCCCAGUAUCCCAAAAUGACUGUCUCUACCAUAUUUGAUUUAUGAAUAUUUUAUAUACAUUUGGGACAAGAGUUUUUGAUUUUCAAACACAUUCCAAUAGGCCUCAUUCCUUCAGUCACAGUGAUGAGCCUAAAUUCUCUACCUCUUAAUUUUUGCCAUUUUUUUUUUUGACAGUAUGACAUAAGCCUCUUUUUUUGUAAUUUUCUGAAGACUGCUCCAUAGCAGAGCAAAUGUGGUUCCAAUGUUUAGUGUCUCUACCUAACUUAAAUUAAUAAAGUGAUUUAGAUUAUUAAA
This is a messenger RNA of Lates calcarifer (barramundi perch), 2536 nucleotides long. RefSeq names its product retinol dehydrogenase 10a (gene rdh10a). The transcript has 6 exons. NCBI's taxonomy places the organism in Eukaryota, Metazoa, Chordata, Actinopteri, Centropomidae. The record is from RefSeq and is a predicted model, not a curated record. The coding region runs from base 344 to 1366 and encodes 340 amino acids. Gene Ontology annotation, cellular component: lipid droplet. Gene Ontology annotation, molecular function: oxidoreductase activity, acting on the CH-OH group of donors, NAD or NADP as acceptor.